UUCUUACUGGCUGUUAAAGUCAUGAUUUUUUUCCAAAGUGCUCAAAUUAAUUUAGUGUUGUCAUUUAGUUAUCAGUUUCGGAAGCGAUGGAGAGGAGAAAUCUUUAUCAUUCAGGGCUAGAAAUGUCUGAUCCAGGCGUCCUGUACUCCUAGGUCCUUCAACUCGUUUCUAAGAAAGAACUAUUGAAGCAAGUUCAGAAGAUGAGUCCUUGGCCCUUGAAAGGUUUACUCCAGGUGGCGCAACCUAGACGGGAGUCCGAGGAACUAAACGACGUCGGCUACUCCGAAAUUGGAGUGCUGGCCCUUUAAAGUGGCGCGUCUGGGCGUCGAUAGCGGAAGUCCGGCUCGGGAAGGGCGGAAGUGGAGUGCUAAUCCCGGCGGUCAUGGCGCAAGAGAGUGAAGACGAGAGAGACUACAAUUUGACUGAGAAGCAGAAGGCGGUCAAGGCCAAAUAUCCUCCACUUAAUCGGAAGUAUGAGUAUUUGGACCACACAGCUGAUGUUCAGCUACAUGCAUGGGGGUCUACUCUGGAGGAAGCGUUUGAGCAGUGUGCAAUGGCCAUGUUUGGUUACAUGACAGAUACCGGGACUGUUGAGCCUCUCCACACAGUGGAAGUUGAAACUCAAGGGGAUGACUUGCAGUCUCUUCUGUUUCACUUUUUGGAUGAGUGGCUUUAUAAGUUCAGUGCUGAUGAGUUCUUCAUACCCCGGGAAGUCAAAGUACUCAGUAUUGAUCAGAGUACCUUCAAGUUGCGAUCAAUUGGAUGGGGAGAAGAAUUUUCAUUGUCCAAGCACCCUCAGGGAACGGAAGUCAAGGCAAUAACCUAUUCAGCAAUGCAGGUCUAUAAUGAAGAGAAGCCAGAAGUUUUUGUGAUCAUUGACAUCUGAGAUGCAGAGAAGAGGUGGCUCUGAAGAGCUGUUCUUCUUUCCGGGAAGAUAGCCACGAUUUGACUUCUACACUAAAUGGAAACAUCCAGAACAAAACAAAUUAGAGUGUGACUUUUCAGAACUGGAAAAUCCAGAGCAGACUCGGUCAGUGUUGCUUGAAUAGUCAAACCUUCAAGGAUUCUUGGGUGGCAGGGAUGGGGUCUCCCAUCGGUGGAACACUGAGGUGAGCAGUCCCAGAGGCCCCUCCCCCAGUGAGGCUGGCUGUGGGAGCCAGGCUUCCACACACAAGCUCUGCCUUGCCCAGCUCCAUGUUCUUACCAAGCCCAGUUUGGAAAAAAAAGAUACAAGAAUUUGAGAGAAUAUAUUCUUAUGCCUAGGAUUUUGUUCUUCCAAGUUGAUUAAAGCAAAUAAAUGACAAAAAGUUAAUGGAAA
Molecule: messenger RNA, 1318 nt
Organism: Echinops telfairi (small Madagascar hedgehog)
Lineage: Eukaryota; Metazoa; Chordata; Mammalia; Afrosoricida; Tenrecidae
Gene: TSLIG1
Product: zinc finger and BTB domain containing 8 opposite strand
Exons: 7
Coding region: 383-886 (167 amino acids)
Biological process (GO): tRNA splicing, via endonucleolytic cleavage and ligation
Cellular component (GO): tRNA-splicing ligase complex
Source: RefSeq, a predicted model, not a curated record